Molecule: messenger RNA, 690 nt
Organism: Penicillium salamii
Lineage: Eukaryota; Fungi; Ascomycota; Eurotiomycetes; Eurotiales; Aspergillaceae
Source: the annotation of a GenBank genome assembly
AUGCAUGUGAAGCAGCUCCUUGCCCCUGUCACACAGGAUCAAUGCAGCUUCAUUCGAUGCCUAGGUCUCAACUACAUGGACCAUGCCAAAGAGGCGAAUUUGGAACUUCCCAAGGCCCCGGUCCUAUUCACCAAACCUCGCACUGCGCUCGCUGGCCCCUACCCUGCGACCAUCAACAUUCCGAAGUGUGCUCAAGAUGAGACAAGCGAUUACGAAGCUGAACUCUGUCUUGUCAUCGGAAAGAGUGGUCGCGAUAUUCCUGAAGAGGAGGCCUUGGACUAUGUCUUGGGGUACACAGCCUCCAACGAUGUUUCGGCGCGGACCAUGCAGAUGCUCACUGGACAAUGGUCGUUUUCCAAGGGUCUUGAUGGAAGCUGUCCGAUUGGACCCGUACUCGUCGCCCCGUCGGUUAUCGAGGAUCCCCAACAGCUCUCUAUCCAGGCCAUUUACAACGGCGCUAUUGUUCAAGACGGCCAUACUAGAGAUAUGAUUUUCAACAUCCGAAAGCAGAUCUCGUAUCUCUCACAGGGUACAACUCUGGAAGCGGGGACUAUCUUCCUCACUGGAACGCCUGCCGGAAUUGGGUAUUUCCGUCAACCUAGGGUGGUUCUCAGGGAUGGCGAUGAAAUUUCUGUCAAGAUUGACCAAAUUGGAACUCUUGUCAAUAAAGUCCGAUACGAGGCUCGUUGA